This is a messenger RNA of Protopolystoma xenopodis, 300 nucleotides long. The record is from the annotation of a GenBank genome assembly. NCBI's taxonomy places the organism in Eukaryota, Metazoa, Platyhelminthes, Monogenea, Polystomatidea, Polystomatidae.
AUGCCUCACUGCCCGCCCCAACCGCCUUCCCCUGAAGCACUGUCCAAGAAUGUACCAAGUGUCCUGUCCGACGGCCACAAUUGUUCUGGCCUCACCAAUCAAACGGCUCCGGUCUUUCGCACCACUCGGCCUAUGGCUGCACUUCUUCGAGUCAUUCAACCCCUUCCAGUCAGCCCGGCUCAGCUUAGCCGUCACGUGAUUGGCCCUCAGCUCGCUCACAGCCCCGAAACCCUGCCCCUGAUCCACACGUCCUCACGCACUGUCGCUUCAACUCGGAUGACCUUGAGCCGUGAGUCGUAG